AUGGUCAAAGAACCGAUUACUGCGUUACAUCCUAAUUCUGCAUCUGAUGCACUGCUAGUUACGACGCUACAUGGCAAAGUGUAUCUCCUCGACCGAGCCACUGGACAGAGUCUUAAUACUUUUUCUGGUCAUGUCCAUGAAUCGUAUCGCUGCGGGGCAUGUUUCGAUGGCAGCCCUGAGACAAAGGACAGCAAAUCCACCAGUACAGGCAAACGAACAGGAGGAGGCGAGGAGACGGUCCUUUUGGGAGACGAAGAGGGCAGAGUAUGGGCCUGGGACUUAGUAAAUGCUACGGCUCUUGAUCCCAGCCCGCCACCAAAGAUGGAACUAUCGGCGUUUGGGGUAUCUGAGGAAUGUAUACAGAGAAUAGUUUCAACUAAUAAACCCGCUGGAGCACCAAAAAAGAGUCUUGAUCGAGUCUGUGACCUACCAAUUCCGUUUGCAGACACCGUGCUUCAGCCCAACCCUGCUGCCACCCUAACCUUUAUUCCUCCUACUCGUUCGCCGCCAACGACAAUGCUCCACCCAAUUCACAGAAUCACCCCAGACGACAUCAAGGGUAUCCCUUGGAGGUUUGGAUUGACCAACGAAGAACUAUAUGACGCGCUAGACGCUGAUAUAGGAUAUCAUUCUGUCGACGGAAAGCUUUUUGAUGAACUU
This is a messenger RNA of Acaulospora colombiana, 660 nucleotides long. Lineage: Eukaryota; Fungi; Glomeromycota; Glomeromycetes; Diversisporales; Acaulosporaceae. The record is from the annotation of a GenBank genome assembly.